Messenger RNA from Octopus sinensis (East Asian common octopus), 273 nucleotides. Its product is annotated as tachykinin-2-like. The record is from RefSeq and is a predicted model, not a curated record. NCBI's taxonomy places the organism in Eukaryota, Metazoa, Mollusca, Cephalopoda, Octopoda, Octopodidae.
AUGAUUAGAGUAGGUUUGAUCCUGUGUUGUAUCUUCAUUGUUGGAGUGUUUGAAGCCAGUUCUGCUGAUGACAUACUUACAGCACAUAAUUUGAUUAAAAGAUCUGAAGUUAAACCUCCUUCAUCCUCAGAAUUCAUAGGCUUAAUGGGACGUUCUGAAGAGUUGACACGACGAUUAAUUCAACAUCCUGGUUCUAUGUCUGACAAGAGAGGUCCACCGAAAAAAGGCGAUUUUAAUCCCAAUGAACUGAAACCUGAAUCUAACAUUUGUUAA